Parastagonospora nodorum SN15 is the source of this 753-nucleotide messenger RNA. RefSeq lists its product as hypothetical. The transcript has 3 exons. Gene Ontology annotation, biological process: regulation of DNA-templated transcription. The record is from RefSeq and is a predicted model, not a curated record. Lineage: Eukaryota; Fungi; Ascomycota; Dothideomycetes; Pleosporales; Phaeosphaeriaceae. The coding region runs from base 1 to 753 and encodes 250 amino acids.
AUGUGGCCCAAGAUGACCUAUGUCCUUAUCGAGGCUUCAAGUCUCGACGUCGAACUUGCUCUUUUUGAUCCCGACUAUGACCCAACAUACGAUCUCGAAGCCAGUUGCCCCAUGUGUCGGAACUAUACAAAUGCUACACCAGACGAAGCCUUGGCUGCCCAUCUCAAGACGAAAUAUCCAUCGCUGUAUGAGGAGAGGAGGGUGGAGGAAGAGGUCGAGCGGGGAUCUCGUUCAGGUACUGAUGGUAUCGAAGGAAUCAUGAUAUUGAUCGGAAACAAGCACCAGUUGGUCGAAGAAGCAGACGAUGCCAACGAGCAUGAUUGGACGUUCUUCGUGCGAACAUCACGCCCAGACCUGGUCAAGCAUCUUACGCUUCGAAAGCCGCCCUACGAAGUCCGGCGUCUCGGUUGGGGACACUUCACUCUCGAAGCUGAGAUCGUGCUGAAGGAGCCAUACAGCUGGGUUGUUAAUGACAGUGGUUCUAGGCAGGCGGGUCUCGAGCUGAGUUGGGCUCUGAACUUCGAAGGCGGAGGUCGCCAAGGACGGGUGAGGGCAAAGGUCAAGAAGUUUCACGAAGACACGCCGCCAGCAAAUGGGCGACGUGUUCUUAGGUCAGGACGUAUGGCAACAAACGCACCUGUUCGGGUCGACGAUGAUGAAGACGAUGAUGCCGAUUACGACGAUGACGAAAGUGAUGAAGAUGAAACCUCGUCCGAAGAGGAAGAGAUCAGCGAGUUUCUUGACACUCCCUAG